This is a messenger RNA of Austrofundulus limnaeus, 4318 nucleotides long. RefSeq names its product catenin (cadherin-associated protein), alpha 1 (gene ctnna1). Gene Ontology annotation, cellular component: actin cytoskeleton; adherens junction; catenin complex. The transcript has 18 exons. Gene Ontology annotation, biological process: cell migration; cell-cell adhesion. The record is from RefSeq and is a predicted model, not a curated record. NCBI's taxonomy places the organism in Eukaryota, Metazoa, Chordata, Actinopteri, Cyprinodontiformes, Rivulidae. Gene Ontology annotation, molecular function: beta-catenin binding; actin filament binding; structural molecule activity. Bases 245 to 2968 code for a protein of 907 amino acids.
AAGUUCAGGAACUCGGUCACCGCCCCAGCCCCCCCCCUCCGCUGCCUCAUCCAUUGUUGGGCAAUAGUCUGCCUCGUCGGAACGGGCUUAACCGAAACUCUUCAGUCACUGGGGAAAAGUGCUGAAUAUACUUCUUUUGAACGACUUGCGGUGACAUUUGAAGAWAUUUAUUUCGACUGGGAACAACUCGGUGUCGGCAGUGAAACUCUAACGCAAAGCCUGUUGUGUGAGAACACUAGACAGAAUGACAAGCAUCAACACAGCCAACAUCAACUUUAAAUGGGACCCAAAGAGUCUGGAGAUUCGUACUCUGGCAGUGGAGAGGUUACUGGAGCCUCUUGUCACUCAGGUCACAACUUURGUAAAUUCCAGCAGCAAAGGGCCGUCUAACAAGAAGAAGGGACGCUCCAAGAAGGCUCAUGUUCUGGCUGCUUCGGUGGAGACCGCCACCCAGAACUUCCUGGAAAAAGGAGAGAAGAUUGCAAAGGAAAGUCAGUUCCUUAAAGAUGAGCUGACUGCUGCAGUGGAAGAUGUCCGCAAGCAAGGCGAGUCGAUGCGACUGGCCUCUGGAGAAUUUGCAGAUGACCCCUGUUCUUCUGUGAAGAGGGGCAAUAUGGUUCGUGCUGCCAGGGCCCUUCUUUCAGCUGUCACACACCUGCUGGUUCUGGCAGACAUGUCUGAUGUCUACAAACUUCUCCUGCAGCUUAAACUGGUKGAGGAUAAUCUGGUGAAAGUUCGCAACGCAGGAACAGAGCAGGACUUGGGAAUCCAGUACAAGGCUUUGAUACCAGAGGUGGACAAGCUGAACAUGAUGGCUGCCAAGAGACAGCAGGAGCUAAAGGACGUUCACCACAAGGACCAAAUGGCUGCCGCUCGUGGGGUACUCCAGAGGAACGUCCCCUUGCUGUACAAAGCGUCGUGUGCCUGCCUGCAGCAUCCUGACGUGGCAGCCUACAAGGCUAACCGUGACCUGAUCUACAAACAACUCCAGCACGCAGUUUCAGGAAUUUCCAACGCUGCCCAGGCCACAUCCACUGAAGACUCAUCCCUGAUCCAGCCAGGAGGGGCUGGAGAGCUCGCUUAUGCCCUCAACAACUUUGAUAAACAAAUCAUUGUGGAUCCCUUGGCAUUCAGUGAGGAGCGCUUUCGUCCUUCUCUUGAGGAACGUCUUGAAAGCAUCAUCAGUGGAGCUGCCCUCAUGGCCGACUCUUCAUGCACACGCGAUGACCGCAGGGAGCGCAUUGUGGCUGAAUGCAACUCUGUGCGCCAGGCCCUGCAGGACCUCCUGUCUGAGUAUAUGGGCAAUGCGGGAAGGAAAGACAGAAGUGAUGCUCUGAACACAGCCAUUGACAGGAUGACGAAGAAGACUAGAGACCUUCGCAGACAGCUGCGUAAAGCUGUGAUGGACCAUGUCUCAGACUCUUUUCUGGAGACCAAUGUUCCUCUUCUGGUUCUGAUUGAAGCUGCCAAGAAUGGCAACGAGAAAGAAGUGAAGGAAUAUGCACAGGUGUUCCGUGAGCACGCCAACAAGUUGAUUGAGGUGGCUAACCUGGCAUGCUCUAUUUCCAACAAUGAAGAGGGAGUGAAGCUGGUCCGCAUGGCAGCAUCUCAACUGGAAACCAUGUGCCCCCAGGUGAUUAAUGCAGCACUGGCCCUUGCUGCCAAGCCCAACAGUAAGGUGGCUCAGGACAAUAUGGAUGCAUUCAAAGACCAGUGGGAGAAGCAGGUUCGCGUCCUCACUGACGCUGUUGAUGACAUAACAUCAAUCGAUGACUUCCUUUCUGUGUCUGAGAACCACAUCUUGGAGGAUGUGAAUAAGUGUGUCAUCCAUCUUCAAGAGAAAGAUGUUGAUGGUUUGGAUCGCACUGCUGGAGCUAUUCGAGGCCGCGCUGCCAGAGUCGUCCAUGUGGUCACUUCUGAAAUGGACAACUAUGAGCCUGGUGUCUACACAGAGAAGGUUCUGGAAGCCACAAAACUCCUCACUGAYACSGUAAUGCCACGGUUCACGGAACAAGUCGAGUCUGCAGURGAGGCCUUGAGUUCAAACCCCUCUCAGCCAAUGGACGAGAAUGAGUUCAUUGAUGCAUCUCGCCUCGUAUAUGAUGGCAUUCGYGACAUACGCAAGGCUGUCCUUAUGAUCAGAACUCCAGAAGAACUGGAUGACUCCGACUUUGAGACCGAAGACUUUGAUAAACAAAGCAAGACCAGCGUGCAGACGGAGGAUGACCAGCUCAUUGCCGGUCAAAGUGCACGAGCUAUCAUGGCUCAGUUGCCGCAGGAGCAGAAAGCAAAGAUUGCCGAGCAGGUGGCUAGCUUCCAGGAGGAGAAGAGCAAGCUGGACGCUGAGGUAUCCAAGUGGGAUGACAGCGGCAAUGACAUCAUUGUGUUGGCUAAGCAGAUGUGCAUGAUCAUGAUGGAGAUGACAGACUUCACCAGAGGAAAAGGGCCACUGAAGAAUACAUCUGAUGUCAUCAGCGCUGCCAAGAAAAUUGCAGAGGCAGGAUCCAGAAUGGACAAACUGGGCCGCUCCAUUGCUGACCAAUGUCCGGACUCUUCCUGUAAGCAGGACCUGCUGGCCUACCUGCAGCGUAUCGCUCUGUAUUGUCACCAGCUCAACAUCUGCAGCAAAGUCAAAGCUGAGGUUCAGAACCUGGGAGGAGAGCUGGUCGUCUCUGGGUUGGACAGCGCCAUGUCCCUGAUUCAGGCUGCGAAGAAUCUGAUGAACGCCGUGGUGUCCACGGUGAAGGCCUCCUACGUUGCCUCAACCAAAUACCAGAGAUCAAAAGGCAUGGAGGCCCUCAACAUGCCGGCCAUCUCCUGGAAGAUGAAAGCUCCCGAGAAGAAGCCUCUGGUGAAGAGAGAGAAGCAGGAUGACGGGCAGACCAACAGAGUCAAGAGAUCCUCUCACAAGAARCACGUGAACCCCGUGCAGGCUCUGAGUGAAUUCAAAGCCAUGGACAGCAUCUAGACGGACCCCCUGAGAGAACACGACUUCAUAACCAAUGAGUUCAGAUUAUUAUUCAGUGAGAGAGAGGAGCUGUUAUCUGUCUGUACCUCUGUUUGACCAGUUAUAUUCCUCCACUGCCUCAUUCCUAUCAUUCAGAUUAGCUUCAGUCUGUAGCAUUAACUGUUGUGUAGACAAAGCAGCAACUAUGAGGCUUUUUUCCUUUAAUAUAUAUCAGAGACUAAUGGAUUUAAGAGAUGUUGGAAAUAAUGUUGUUUGAUCAUUUUUCUAACCAGUUUUAAUGUAAGGCUAACGGGAUCUAUGGAUUUAUCUUCAUUUUGUUUUUGACAAACAUUAUCUAUACUGCGAAUAUCAACUAUGCAACAUUUCAUUGGCCUUAUGUUAAUAACUAACUGGAUCAGUCAAUGGUACUGAAACAAUACAAACCAGUUGGAUUCUAUUAGAAACACCUUCAAAUUGAUCAUGUUUUUAAUAUUUACCAAAUGUUUUCUGUUUUUUUAAGUAAUUUCAAGUGAUGUUUACUUGAAAGCUUUUUCUCUUUUGUUUUCCCCCACAACAGUAGCUUUAACACACACACACACACACACACACACACACACACACACNCACACACACACACACACACACACGUGUCACAGUUAAAUUACAGUUAAAGUUUUCUGUCGGGAGACCACACAAGUGGUGUGUGCGUGCACUGUCCAAAGCUGACCGGCUUCAUAAUGAGACCAAACACCUCCACAUUCAGUGUAAGGGAUCUAUGUUGUUGUUUUAUUUUUUUCCAGUUUGUCAUUUCAGGUUUGUUGCCUUUUAACUUGAUGGUCUGUUUUUUGCUCCUUAGCUUCAACACUAAUCAGGACUUUAUAUCAACUAGUGUCUUUGUAAAAAGACCGAGAAACAAAUUACCUUUUGUUAUGUAUGUUUCUGUUCAAGUAAAACCUGUGGGAUGACUGUUCUUUGCAACGUGUCACGCAUGUAGCUUUAGAGUAGUGCAUUACACUACAAAAAAAAAAAAAGGAAGACUUUGAAAUCCUGCUGCUUUGGUCUUGGAGAUAAAACUUUGUUUUGCUCAAAACAUCUAUAACUCUAGCAGGGGUGUGCACAGGCUUUUUUUUUUUUUUUUUUUGGACAGGAUGUUUUUUUUUUUUUUUACUAGCACCAGAAAAGAGUAUAAUUCAAUAAGUUGUUUGACCCCUCACAUCAUUUUGCUGUAAUGUUUGGAGUUAAUUCUCAAGUGAUUUCAAAUUUCUUUGCUGUGCAUUUUCUUAUUAUUGAGAGCUGACUUAGUGCAUUCAUUUCUUAUAUUAUUGUGCCUGAUUUAUAUCUUUAAAUAAAAUAAACUCAGUCUAUGAUGUA